Molecule: messenger RNA, 1092 nt
Organism: Cladophialophora psammophila CBS 110553
Lineage: Eukaryota; Fungi; Ascomycota; Eurotiomycetes; Chaetothyriales; Herpotrichiellaceae
Exons: 2
Coding region: 1-1092 (363 amino acids)
Cellular component (GO): endoplasmic reticulum
Molecular function (GO): misfolded protein binding; protein-folding chaperone binding
Source: RefSeq, a predicted model, not a curated record
AUGGCUGACGGCGUGGUAUCCCAAGGGUUGUCCCUAGUAGGAUGGGCAUUUCUACCAGCCUACGCCACAGUCUUCCUGCAGUCGAUCUAUUACCGUCUUACCAUCCGCGCUGGACAGCGGCAUCCGCAGCCGGGUGAACCCCUAUUUGCCUACCACAACCGCCGCAUACGCGUCUUGGUCUUGUCACUCUACCUCGUAUACACCCUCGCUCAGGCCCUCUACGAUAUCAGACUUGCUGGGGAUUUCUACACACUCCUGGGAGUCACGCCAGGGUCAACGGAGCGCGAAGUCAAGAGCCGGUUCAGGAAACUGGCCGCAAAAUAUCACCCGGACAAAUUGCACGAGAACGGUCAACCUUUUCCUGGUGCCGAGCAAGUAUUCGUGCGCUUCAAACUGGCCCAUGACACGAUUUUAGAUCCCGCAAAGCGCUUUGCCUAUGAUCGUUUCGGGCCUGUCAUUGUCCAGGUUCAGCAUCCCGGACUCAAAACGAUUCGAGACUAUGUCUAUGCCGGCCUUCGCUCCAAGGCUCCUGAAUAUCUGUCCAAUGCCGGACUGCUUGUUUUGUUAAACUACAUCUGGCUGCCGAAAUGGGGACAGUUUUGGCGCUAUUUUGCCGUUGCCUGCAUGGCGUUCCUGGAGCUGUACUUCCUGACUCAUAUCUGGCAGCCUCCAACAUUUGUGGUACUUUGGGCGUCAACGGUUAAAAAGUUCUUACCAGACCUCCUGCCACCUCACCUUCUCCCUUUCCAGAUUCUAGGCCUAGCGAGGCGCAUGUCUCUGUCUGUGAAUAUUUUCAUCUCUCAGCUCGCCCCCCCUAAGGCAAGGGAGGGAGCUAUGCGUGACCUGCAGACGCAGCAGCAGAUUGCGCAUCUAGCUCAGGCGGCAAGCAGACUAGAUGCAGAAUCCGGUGGAUUGCUUCAGCUAGGAUUGAGCCCGUUUAAGGGAGACGGCGAGAAAUCAGACCAUCUGAGGUCGGCAAUGAAGGAGUCGUUAGUCACAAGCGCGUUGAGAAAGAAUCCGGAAGUGAGAGCAGCGGUGCAGAGGGCUCUUGACAGGAGAAGACGUGGGCCGAUCAUGCAGGAACCAGACUGA